Messenger RNA from Acanthopagrus latus (yellowfin seabream), 2666 nucleotides. It is a transcript of the gene ntmt2, whose product is annotated as methyltransferase like 11B. The transcript is spliced from 4 exons. The coding region runs from base 1 to 882 and encodes 293 amino acids. The record is from RefSeq and is a predicted model, not a curated record. Gene Ontology annotation, biological process: N-terminal protein amino acid methylation. Gene Ontology annotation, molecular function: N-terminal protein N-methyltransferase activity. NCBI's taxonomy places the organism in Eukaryota, Metazoa, Chordata, Actinopteri, Spariformes, Sparidae. Gene Ontology annotation, cellular component: cytoplasm.
AUGGAGAUUUCUGCUGAGGAUGAUGGUCGCACCUCAUCACCGAGCUUUGAGUACAAGGCCGCUCACCAGGCGGUCAGGGAUCGCUGGAAAGAGACGGAUGACACCAUGUGUCGUCACAGCAUGUCCUUCCACCUGCACCACACGCUGAGGAGCGAGUUCUUUGCCAGCUACCUGUACCUGGUGGAGAAGAUUCCUCUGGUGAAACUGUUUCCGGUCACCUGUGAGUACAUCAAAGGAGAGAAACAGUUCUACUACAGAGCUCAGCAGUUCUACGAGGACGUCCCCGCCUCAGAGGAGGGCAUGAUGGGAGAUUACGUGGAGAUAUCCAACGUUGAUCUGGAGGGUUCCCGGGAGUUUCUGAAGAGGUUUGUGGGUCCUGGUAAAGCCGGCACACACUGUGCCCUGGACUGUGGCUCCGGGAUCGGCCGUGUCAGCAAAGGCGUCCUCCUUCCUGUCUUUGAGAAAAUGGAGUUAGCGGACAUGAUGGAGCACUUCCUGCUCCAUGCACACGAGGAGUACCUGGGCGACGACGCUGACCGCAUCGAGACCUACUACUGCUACAACCUGCAGGAUUUCACACCUCCGAAGAACAAGUACGACGUCAUCUGGAUGCAGUGGGUGGCUUGCCACCUCACAGACAAAGACCUGAUGAACUUCCUGUUUCGCUGUAAGAAGAGUCUGCGUCCGAAUGGCGUCAUCAUAAUAAAGGACAAUAUGGCGCGGCAGGGCUGCAAGCUGGACCCCAUCGACAGCAGCAUCAGCCGCCAUCUGGACAUCAUGAGGUGCAUCAUCGCCAAGGCCGGCCUGGAGAUCCUGGCUGUGGAGCGGCAGGACGGCUUCCCCGAGAUCAUCAUGCCCGUCUGGAUGAUCGCCAUGAAGUAGAAGUGACACUAUCACAGAGUCAGAGGGGAAAUCCAACCUAAAGCUGAAUUCACAUGUUGUCCCACUUCCCAAAUCUUCAUGAUGUCAUCAGGAGAUAAAUCCUGUGGGCGGCGUGAUGGCACCCGCGGUGAUUAUAUGGGGACAGAAAAUGAAAUAAAGGUUUAAAAUGGGCAUUAAACUUCUGCAGAAGCACCCGUACGUCCACAGCGUCGGACUGUAAUUUAUUGCAGGACGACCACCUCCAGCUUCUUCAUGCUGAUGACAGAUCGAGCCUCGGCUCUCUGGAGAUCAUUGGAAGAACAUGUGGAUUCAGAUUUACUGUUCGGUUUCUCCUCUCAGUGAAUGAUUUGUACGCGUUUUUGACUAAAUCCAGCAUGUUACAGCAACAACAAUAAUGUUCAUGUUAGGUUUGAUUCAAAGACUUUAUCGCCUUUUUAUUUUUCAGUGUGAUUAACAUGUGAUCUGUGUCUGGAUGCAACCUGCCACAGCCUGAAAACUGAGUCAGGGUUUCAUUUCACAUUAGCUGCUUCUAGCAGAACCUCAGUCCGCUGGGCUGAACCGGAACGUGGCAGACAGGAAGUGUGGAACACCGAUGCAGCGACGACCCGGCUGCCAGAAUGACAUAUUUGCUUUGCACGUUUCUGCAAAACCACAGUUGAAUUAUUAUGUUUCAUACAUACCAUCUCAGCAUUUCUACAGUAUGUGUCAUGGUACAUUCAGAUGAUAAUGAUGAGCAGACUGUCAUCCGGAGGAAGACGUGAGAUCAGUCUGACGCCACUUUAGGUAGUUUCAACUGUGUGUGCAGCGACAAAACCUGGCACUUUAUCUGAACUCUGACCACGUGGCUGUUGUGCCUAAACUUCAGAACCACCUGGUCACAACAUCUAAUUGAAAAGUGAAACUCAUAUCUGUGGUUUGCAGUAACGUACAAUGCCAACAUUUAUUUGGCAGAUCAGGUUGUGACCAGUGCACUUCUAAACUUUACUCCUCAGUGUUUUGUGACAUUUUCUUACGUAGCAGACGAGCUGCCGCUGCUGUUUCCUGCCCUCUUCAUAUCACGCUGUGGACACGCAGGAGACAGAAGCUCCAUGAAGCGCUGCCAGCUUCCUUUCGAUGCCCACAUUAACUAAUCUUGCCUGUUCAGACAGAGAGCACGGUGCACCAAUAUGCUGCAGCAAAUGUUCUGUUUUAUCUGCGUGCUGCGAGCAAAUCUGGGAAGAAAACCCUCCGAUAAUAUAACAGAAAUAGUGUUUUUUGUACGUAUUUGUUCUGCAGAGACAAGCAGCUACACACAGACACAUCCAGGUAAUUUUAACUUGAGGUCUCUGUAUGGGAAUGAUGGCCAGACUGGGACAAAUCCUCUUAAGGAAAUGGCCUCAGAUUGUUUUUUUUUUUUAACAUCAAACUUCCUCCAGAUGUGGUCUCCAGUCGCAGCGCGGCGUUUAUUUACAUCUGCAUCAACUCGACACUGAACAUUUCCCUGAUCCAGAUCCAGAUCACAUGUUAACACCAGGUGGAGACGCGUCUUAAUGUCACCUUCACAGCAUGAAGUCCUCUGCUCACUUUCUACUGCAGUAGAUAUCAUGUUCAAUCAGUUUCGGUUGGGUGUAAAUAUUAAUAUAGUUUUUAUGUAACGAUGUGUUUUAUACUUUUGCUUGUAACAUUGCAUUAAUAGAUGUAGUUUUUAUAUUGAUCUCUUCUGUGCAUUUCUUUCUGUGUAGAGCUUUUAACUUUAUAUUUCAGCUGAGGAGGUUUAGCUCAGGCAGCAUGUGGAUGAAGUUUAA